Mesocricetus auratus (golden hamster) is the source of this 2249-nucleotide messenger RNA. It is a transcript of the gene Insc, whose product is annotated as INSC spindle orientation adaptor protein. Gene Ontology annotation, biological process: asymmetric cell division; establishment of mitotic spindle orientation; regulation of asymmetric cell division. The transcript has 14 exons. Lineage: Eukaryota; Metazoa; Chordata; Mammalia; Rodentia; Cricetidae. Bases 210 to 1808 code for a protein of 532 amino acids. Gene Ontology annotation, cellular component: apical cortex. Gene Ontology annotation, molecular function: cytoskeletal adaptor activity; protein binding. The record is from RefSeq and is a predicted model, not a curated record.
GUGUGCUGCCACCCAUCGCUGGCCUCUGCACACACCCGCAUUCUGCCUUGUAAGCUCAGACUUUUACCCCCUGAUAGCAGAUUCUGAGUUUUAUUAUUAAGACUAAAGGAAUCCAUGCUACACCUACAAUACGACAAGGAUCCCAUUCUGCAAGCGGGAAACAGGGUCCCAACUGCUGUGGGCAGGCAUUGUUGCAGAUUGGGAUAAACAUGAUGGCCCUGCCUGGAGGUCACCACCUGGAUCCCAUUCCUCUGCAAGGGCAGAGGCUACACUUCAUGCAGGUGGACUCAGUUCAGCGCUGGAUGGAGGAUCUGAAGCUCAUGACCGAGUGUGAGUGCAUGUGCGUCUUGCAGGCAAAGCCCAUCAGCUUGGAGGAAGACACACAAGGUGACCUUAUCCUAGCAGGUGGUCCUGGCCCAGGAGACCCACUACAGUUGCUCCUGAAGCGGGGCUGGGUCAUCAGCACAGAGCUUCGCAGGAUCGGGCAGAAGCUGGCCCAGGACCGAUGGGCACGUGUGCACAGUAUGAGUGUGCGUCUGACAUGCCAUGCACGCUCCAUGGUCAGCGAGUACAGCACCAUCAGCAGGACCUCCUCACAGGAAAUGGGCCAGGCAGAGAAGCUGCUCAUGGAGAAAUGUUCUGAGCUCUCUGCAGUCACCCAGAGGUGCCUCCAGGUGGAAAAUGAGCAUGUCCUGAAGUCAAUGAAGGCCUGCGUGAGUGAGACUCUGAGCAUGCUGGGCCAGCACUUUGGCCAGCUACUGGAGCUGGCUCUGACACGGGAAGUGCAGGCACUUGUGAGAAAAAUCGAUACCUCAGAUAAUAUCUACAUCAUGGAGUCUACCACAGGGAACCUGUUCAGCCUGACCCAGGAGGGGGCUCCUUUGUGCCGCAUCAUAGCCAAGGAAGGUGGGGUUGUAGCCCUCUUCAAGGUUUGCCGGCAGGACAGCUUCCGGUGCAUGUACCCCCAGGCGCUGCGCACACUCGCCUCUAUCUGCUGUGUAGAAGAGGGUGUCCAUCAGCUGGAGAAGGUAGAUGGCAUCCUGUGUUUGGCCGACAUCUUGACUGAUGACAGCCACUCAGAGGCCACUCGAGCUGAGGCUGCAGCCGUGGUGGCCCAGGUUACCUCCCCACAUCUGUCCUUCACCCAGCACCUCACUAGCUUCCUGGAGAACAUGGAGGAGAUUGUGACAGCCCUCAUCAAACUGUGCCAAGAGGCCUCAUCAGGGGAAGUCUUCUUGCUGGCCUCUGCGGCCCUUGCCAACAUCACCUUUUUUGACAAAAUGGCCUGUGAGAUGCUUCUACAGUUGAAUGCCAUCCGUGUCCUCCUGGAAGCCUGCAGUGACAAGCAGAGAGUGGACACACCUUACACUCGGGACCAGAUUGUGACCAUCUUGGCAAACAUGUCUGUGCUGGAGCAGUGUGCCUCUGACAUCAUUCAGGAGAACGGUGUCCAGCUCAUCAUGGGCAUGCUGUCUGAGAAGCCAAGGUCUGGGACGCCUGCAGAAGUCGCGGCUUGUGAAAGGGUACAGCAGAAAGCUGCAGUGACUCUGGCCCGCCUCUGUCGAGACCCACAUGUGGCCCAGGAAGCUGUGCGACUCAGCUGUAUUUCUCGCCUUAUUGAGCUCUGCAGAUCCCCAUCUGAGAGGAACAGCAGCGAUGCUGUGCUUGUGGCCUGCCUGGCUGCUCUGCGUCGGUUGGCUGGGGUCUGCCCUGAAGGCCUCCAGGACUCUGAUUUCCAGCAGCUGGUCCAGCCUCGGCUUGUGGAUUCCUUCUUGCUGUGUAGCAACAUGGAGGAGAGUUUUGUGUAGUGUGGAAGAGGAGGCACACUGCACACCUCUCAGAACACGCUGGCUCCCCUCACCUCUUUAUUUAUAUGUAAUUUAUUAUUUUUAUUUUUACAUGAAAUAGAUAGGGAAGUCUUCAUCAGUGAGCAGAUGAUGUGGUUCUCGGGAAUCAUUUUGCAUGUUUCUUUUCUUCCUGUGACUGUGGGGAUGCAGAAGUUGAAUCAUGUUAAUGCUAACAUGACAGGUUGUCACAGGUGAUUCCCCUUGAUAACACUUUCUUCUAAGCAUAUAUUCUUGCCCAUUAAAAAAGAAAAAGAAAAAACAACAACUUUGAACCAGGGUAUCUUAACUGCCCAGCAUUUUUAAAAAGCUAGUUAUACUCUUUUCAGAAAUUUAAAGUGAAUUUCACAGUUGGACAGAUAUACUAUAAGGAAAUGUUUGUCUUUAAUAAAUGGAAUUAUGAAA